Molecule: messenger RNA, 1256 nt
Organism: Brassica oleracea var. oleracea
Lineage: Eukaryota; Viridiplantae; Streptophyta; Magnoliopsida; Brassicales; Brassicaceae
Product: cytosolic sulfotransferase 18-like
Exons: 1
Coding region: 135-1169 (344 amino acids)
Biological process (GO): sulfation
Cellular component (GO): cytoplasm
Molecular function (GO): aromatic desulfoglucosinolate sulfotransferase activity
Source: RefSeq, a predicted model, not a curated record
UUUUUUAUUACUGAGAUAGCCUAUGAGAAACUACCUAAUACCUAUCGACGACACGCGCUUAUUGAACUCGACUCCCGUCUCACAGUACGCAACACAAGUCCUCAAAAUCGUAUAGCUUCUGUGCUCUGUCUCCAAUGGAAUCAGAACCCCUAACCGACCCGACAGGACCAAACCAGGACGAGACCAAGACCGAGCCGUCAGAAUUCAAGAAGAAUCAAGAACGGUACAAAGCUCUAAUCUCCACGUUUACUCACGAGAAAGGCUGGAGACCAAAACAACCCUAUAUCGAGUACGGUGGUCAUUGGUGGAUACAAGCUCUCCUCGAAGGCUGCCUUCACGCGCAAGAGUUCUUUCAAGCAAGACCCAACGACAUCUUCGUCUGUAGCUACCCAAAGACAGGUACCACCUGGCUCAAAGCUCUCACUUUCGCCAUAGCCAAUAGAUCUCGCUUCGAUGAUUCCUCGAACCCUCUCCUAAAACGCAACCCUCACGAGUUCGUUCCUUACAUCGAGAUCGACUUCCCUUUCUUCCCUCAACUCGAUGUUCUCAACAACAAAAGCAACACUCUGUUUUCAACUCAUAUCCCACACGAGUUGUUACCGGAUUCGGUUGUGAGAUCGGGUUGUAACUUGGUUUACAUCUGGAGAGAUCCAAAGGACACUUUCAUCUCUUUAUGGACAUUCCUCCACAAAUCAAGGUCACCGUUUGGUCCUGUAAACAGCCUCGAGGAGUCUUUUGAUAUGUUCUGUCGAGGUCUGUCUUGGUACGGUCCUUAUCUUGAUCAUGUCUUGGGGUAUUGGAGAGCUUACCAAGAGAAUCCUGAUAAGAUUCUGUUCCUCAAGUAUGAGUUUAUGAGAGCUGAUCCUUUGCCUUAUGUGAAGAAGCUAGCUGAGUUCAUGGGGUUUGGAUUCACGGAAGAGGAAGAGCAGAAAGGUGUUGCUGAGAAUGUUGUGAAUCUUUGCAGCUUCGAGACGCUGAAGAAUCUUGAAGCUAACAAAGGAGAGAAAGAGAGGGAAGAUCGUGCUGCUGUUUACGUGAAUAGCGCUUUUUUCAGGAAAGGUAAGGUUGGAGAUUGGUCGAACUAUCUGACUCCAGAGAUGGUUGCUCGUAUUGAUGGGAUAAUGGAUGAGAAGUUCAAGGAUACAGGUUUGCUUGAACAUGGUCAAUGACCGGUUCUUGAUCUUUAUGCUCCAUCUCUCUGUUCGAUUCUAUAAUGUAAUAAAUAUUGAUUCCGUUAUAAAAUAACUUAUAAUUUA